Molecule: messenger RNA, 510 nt
Organism: Camellia sinensis
Lineage: Eukaryota; Viridiplantae; Streptophyta; Magnoliopsida; Ericales; Theaceae
Source: RefSeq, a predicted model, not a curated record
AUGAAAGAUUUGGGUUUGCUUAGCUACUUCCUUGGCUUGGAAAUUUCUCAUGAUCCUUCUGGUUACUUUCUCACCCAGGCCAAGUAUACCAUUGAUCUCUUGGCUCAUGCUGGUCUUACUAAUUACAAGACUGCCUCUACCCCAGUUGAUCAUCCUCAGACUGGUCUCACACCUCUUGAUAGUCACCUAUUAUCUGAUGUUAUUUUAUAUUGUCUGUUAGUAGGCAGUCUUGUCUAUCUCACAGUUACUCGUCCAAGCAUUGCUUAUGCAAUUCACAUUGUCAAUCAGGUCAUGGCUGCUCCUCGUUCUCCGCAUUAUAAUGCUCUGGUUUUCAUUUUAUUGGCAGGGGAUCUUAUUGAUUGUUGUUCUACUAUAGGUUUCUACUUUUUCUUGGGUGACUCUCUUAUUACUUGGCGUAGUAAGAAGCACACUCUUAUUGUGUGUUCUAGUGUUGAGGUAGAGUAUCGUGCUCUUGUUGAUACUACUCAAGAGCUUGUGUGGCUUCGUUAG